AUAGCUAAGGAGACAGUCCCGGACGCCAGAUGUUGCCCUCACUUGCCUUCGUCUGGGCCUCUCAACACUCUCUGUUUACCUGCAGUUCUGCAUCGCUUGGGCUUGUCACCACACCCGCACUGCCCCUGGUGCCCCACGGUGGAGGAAACUAUUGAACACUCGCCCCUACUCAGCCCUCGCUUCUAUUCCCACUGCGUUGUGCUCCGCGACCAACCAAGCCCUCGGGACCAACAUCCUUGACCUGCCCAACCUACUGGCGGCAGUGGGCAGCCCUCUACGCCAAAAACAAGAACAAUAAGAGAGAAGGGAAAGGCAUCUCAGUUGUCGCCGAUCAGCAGGAGCAGUGAGGAGGUCAACAUGAUUCCAGAAGUGGAUAUUUUUGUUGGAAAUUACACGAUUAUUGAUCAGGAAGUGUUUGAGUUAUGGGUGCAGGGUUACUCUGUGGUGGAGUGUGUGUCGGUGUUGCAGCAGCGCGGGGAGCUGGAGGCUUGGGGGGCGGCGCAGGACCUCCUUGCUUCGGACACUGGGGACCACUAUCGCACCUUUGGCAUGCUGGAGAAGCUGCUGCUCACGCCCCCUAAGCUGGCCGAGGAGUGGACCUUUCAGCUGGAGCCCGCCGUACAGCGCAUGGUCAUCGAGAAGUAUUACGAGCUGGACGACAUCGUUAUCCGAGAAAUCAUUGGAAAGAAGUUAUCGGGCCGAACCAGGAAGGAUCUUGACGACGUGGCUGAGAAGACAGGUGUGCUUCUGAGAUCCUGCAGACGUCAAUUUGAUAACGUGAAGCGGAUUUUCAAGCACGUGGAUGAGAUGACUGGCUCAGUGAUGGCCAAUAUCCAGUCUGCCUUCCUGCUGCCACCGCCGCUGGCCAAGAAAUAUGCAUCGAUCGUCUUCAUCAUCAACAACCGCUUUGAGACAAGCAAACGCAAGCUGAACUACUUAACGUUUGAGGACUUCUCAGUGUGUGCGUCCCUCAUGAUGUCGUCCUGGACCACCGCGAGCCCCCUGGCCCCCGCGCUGGCCCCAGACACCAGGGAUGAUACUGAUUUUGACAGGGACUUCCUCAUUGAGCUCAGGGACUUCAAACUUCUGCUGGAUCGGGAAAAGGAGCAUCGGAACGUCACCCUAAGCCACCUCAGAGGGAAGAUACCAGACCGCAUGUGCUCAGAGGUGGAAAGCAACUUCAAGAUUUACUCAAGGGGCAUUAUAAACAUCGGCUGCUCCCUCAACAACUCUCGGGACCUGAGGGAUUUCUUUGUGGAUGCUGUGGAGAGGGUGGUGGAGCCCUGCAGACAGGCUAGGUGGAGGUCCCCUGAGCUGGAGAUCUUCCUGAAGGUGUACGCUGAAGCUGGGUCUGCCCUGGAUAUUAUGGCCAGCGACCACUCCCUGCGCACCACGUGGGAGAGGUACAUGAACACAAUGAGAGUGUGCCUGAUGCAGCUGUACCACUCUUGACGCCACGCCCCGCCCCUGCGCCUCACAAGGACCUCAACCGUGCAGGAGAAGGUGGUGGUGGCUGACUGACCCUCACUGUCGCAAGCUCAUCGCCAGUCAAGCCUAGAGUGAGUGGCUGGGUACAUCACUGCCUCACUUAGUCCCUCAAGAAGUCCUUAGUCUAAUCUAUCACCCCCUUCUUUCCUUUCUUUCUUUCUUUUUCUUUCUUUCUUUCUUUCUUUCUUUCUUUCCUAAACUACAUGUGGAUUUGUUGUCUUACUUCACUGCCUCACUUGGGUUUUCAGUCUAAUCUAUCAGCCCCUUCCUUCUUUCCUUCCUUCCUUUUUAUCAUCUCUUCCUUCCUUCCUUCCUUUUUAUCAUCUUUUCCUUCCUUCCUUUCUUUCUUUCUUCUUAGCCGUCUCAAUGUUCACUCAUUCAGGUUUUCAGUCUAAUUUCUCAAUCCUUCCAUCCUUCCUCCAUUCCUUCCUUUAUUCUCUUCCUCCUUUUUCUUUCUUCCAUCUUCUCUUCUUCCCUCUCGUGCCCUCCCUCCCUCCCUCCCUCCCUCCCUCCUAAGCUGCACCUGAAGGGUCUUAGCUAACAGGUAACAUUAGUGGCCUCUGUGCAUGUAAGUAUCAGAUACAGAAUAAUGAAUGCUGAGUUACAAAUUCCGUAGAUAAAAAAUGAAAGAAAAUGGUGAAUCGGGUUAAGAAGCACUUGAGAAAUGGAAUUUAUAAGACCUUAAAAUUUUGCGUCAUUGAAACAGGCGAAAGAUAAAUGAACGAAGGCGAAUGUUGAGUUACAAAUCCCAUAAAUAAAAAGUAAAAGAAGGAAUUUUGAAUCAAGCUAAAAAAAAUGGGAAAAAUAUAAGACAUUGAUGUUUUGCUGCCCUGUAACAGACUGAAGAUAAACAAAUGAAAGGGAAUGUUGUGUUAUGAAUUCCCUAUGUAAAAAAAAACAAGAAAAUGAUGAUACAGGCUAAAAAAUACAAGGAAAUGGUGAUACAGAGUAAAUAACACAAGAAAUUAGUAAUACAGGCAAAAAAAUACAUAGAAAAUUGAAAAUGCUAGUGGUAAAUUUUUGCAAUGUAUUCUUAGGCAUGAGUAAAGACUUAUUAUGAAGACUCUAGGAUAAAUAGACAAGUUCUUUAUCUUUAACAUUAUGUCAUGGUUUAUAAUCCUUGUUGAACUACAGAACCAUAUAAAUACCUCAGAAAAACUCGAAAAAAAAAUUGAUAACUUAUACUAAACAUUAGGAAGGGUUGAGAUAAAUAAAUAAACAGUUUUCUCAUUCUUUUUACAUUUUUCAUGGUGUUUAACCCUUGCUGAACUACAAAACCAUGAAAAUAUCCUUGGAAAAAGCUGGAUAAUUAAGAAUAGAAGUUAGGUGUUGAGAUCAUGAAAUGCAUAACUACACCAACUGUUUCCUUCACCGAGAUUGAAAAUAAACUCGGUGAAUGAUAAAUGGCCGAGAGUAAAAAAAAAUUAAUGAGUCUAUCGGGCCAAGCAACACAAGCAAACACUGGAAACACAAGCCAAGGUGUUUUGGUUUGAAAGGCCAAGUGUUUUAUUUAUUUAUUCAUUUAUUCAUUUAUUUAUUUAUUUAUUUAUUUUGUCAUUCCAGAAAAAAAUAAAAAAAACUAGUCAUUGGGAACAACUUGUAUAUUUGUGAAAGUUGUAUAGAAAAUGUUGUGUUACCUGUGGUGUAUAUUGGGAAUGUUUGUGUAUAACUUUUGUAUUUUUUGGGGAGUUGCUUAUAUAAUGUGUGUGUGUGUGUGCGUGUGUGUUAUAAACAUACAUACGCUGGUAUAAGGUAGCACAGUGUAUAUUGAAAAUGCUUAUUGCUUUGCGUAUAUUAAAAUAACAUGUUUACUUGUAACUUGUUUAUUUUUGGUUGUGUGUGUGUGUGUGUCCUAUAAAGAAACAUACACCGUCAUAAGACAUGUAUGCAGUGUGUUAUAUAUUAAAAAAUGUUUAUUGCUUUGUAUAUAUUGAAAUAAUGAAUCUUUAUGUAUAAAUCAUGUGUUAUUUGCUUUGUCUUACAAACAUACAUACACCUUGUUAAAAGCCAUACACACUUUAUUCAUUGUAUAAAAAAAAAUAUAUAUAUAUAUAUAUACAUAGAUUUCUUCUGUACAUGCCAAACAUUCUUCAUGUUCUUUGUUAUGUUAUAAUGCAAUGAAAGCAGCACUGUAAAUAACACAAAACACAAAUGUUGUUGUUGUUAACCCUUUCACUGUGAUAUACAACUGAUCACAACUCUUAAAAAGUCAAGCAUCCAAUCUUUAAAGAAUCUGUAAAAAAAAAAAAAAGA
Messenger RNA from Scylla paramamosain (green mud crab), 3741 nucleotides. RefSeq names its product acidic fibroblast growth factor intracellular-binding protein-like. The record is from RefSeq and is a predicted model, not a curated record. Gene Ontology annotation, cellular component: nucleus. The transcript is spliced from 8 exons. Lineage: Eukaryota; Metazoa; Arthropoda; Malacostraca; Decapoda; Portunidae. The coding region runs from base 358 to 1452 and encodes 364 amino acids.